Molecule: messenger RNA, 583 nt
Organism: Galdieria sulphuraria
Lineage: Eukaryota; Rhodophyta; Bangiophyceae; Galdieriales; Galdieriaceae
Product: putative 5'(3')-deoxyribonucleotidase
Exons: 4
Coding region: 12-554 (180 amino acids)
Biological process (GO): pyrimidine deoxyribonucleotide catabolic process
Molecular function (GO): 5'-nucleotidase activity
Source: RefSeq, a predicted model, not a curated record
UAUUGGUUGAUAUGGACAACGUGUUGGCAGACUUUGAUUCGGAGUUUGGAAAGAGAUGGAAAGAAAGGCAUCCUGAACAAUCCGAUUUUGAUCUUUCUCAAAGGAAAUAUUUCGAGCUGGAAGACAAUUUUCCUGAUGAAGAGAAAGAAGAAGCUAUUGCUUUGAUGAGUGAAGAAGGCUUCUUUUUGAGUUUUCCUCCAGUACAAGAUGCCAUCGAAUCAUGUAAAGAAAUGGUACGUGAAGGACUGGAUGUUCGCAUUUGUUCGGCACCUUUGCCCUUUCAGUGGGAAAGUUGUGUAAAGGAAAAGUAUUUGUGGGUUCGCAGAUAUUUGGGAGAAGAUUUCUUGCAACGUCUUAUGAUUGUUCGAGACAAAACGUUGGUAAAGGGUACUGUUCUUAUAGACGAUAAACCUCAAGUUCAAGGAAUGGUCAAACAUCCUGAGUGGAAACAUGUUGUCUUUACCCAACCUUACAAUUUACAUAGACAAGGCGUAAUAAGAAUGAAUCGUUGGUCCGAAUGGCGUCAAGUGUUAAUUCCGUUGUUGUUACAAUAAAAGUUAGUUUUUGUGGUGGUGGUGGUAUU